This is a messenger RNA of Enhydra lutris kenyoni (northern sea otter), 2549 nucleotides long. RefSeq names its product multidrug and toxin extrusion protein 1-like. Gene Ontology annotation, cellular component: membrane. The transcript is spliced from 18 exons. Gene Ontology annotation, molecular function: xenobiotic transmembrane transporter activity; antiporter activity. NCBI's taxonomy places the organism in Eukaryota, Metazoa, Chordata, Mammalia, Carnivora, Mustelidae. The record is from RefSeq and is a predicted model, not a curated record. Gene Ontology annotation, biological process: xenobiotic detoxification by transmembrane export across the plasma membrane. The coding region runs from base 1 to 1701 and encodes 566 amino acids.
AUGGAGGCUGUAGAGGAGCCCCCCCGCCCCGGGCCGGGAGGCCAGGAGGCCGACCCCGAGAGCUCCGGGCCGCGCUGCCCGCUGCUGUCCGGCUUCCGAGAGGAGCUGCGAGCGCUCCUGCUUCUGGCGGGCCCCGCGUUCUUGGCGCAGUUGAUGGUGUUUCUGAUCAGUUUCAUAAGCUCCGUGUUCUGUGGCCACCUGGGGAAGCUGGAGCUGGACGCGGUCACCCUCGGGAUCGCGGUUAUCAAUGUCGCUGGUGUCUCCGUGGGCUUUGGCUUAUCUUCUGCUUGCGACACCCUCAUGUCCCAGACAUACGGGAGCCAGAACCUGAAGCAUGUGGGGGUCAUCUUGCAAAGGGGGAUCCUGGUGCUCCUUCUCUGCUGCUUCCCCUGCUGGGCCCUCUUCCUCAACACUGAGCAAAUCCUGCUGCUCUUCCGGCAGGACCCGGCUGUGUCCAGGCUUACCCAGGACUACGUCAUGACCUUCAUUCCAGCUCUUCCUGCAACCUUUCUUUAUAUGUUACAAGUGAAAUAUUUACUCAACCAGGGAAUCGUACUACCCCAGGUCCUAACCGGAGUAGCAGCCAACCUUGUCAAUGCCCUCCUCAACUAUCUUUUUCUUUAUCAGCUGCAUUUUGGGGUGAUGGGGUCGGCACUGGCAAAUACCAUUUCCCAGUUCACCCUGGCACUCCUCCUUUUCUUCUGCAUCCUUGGGAGGAACCUGCAUCAAGCUACUUGGGGAGGGUGGUCCUGUGAAUGUCUGGAGGACUGGGCCUCCUUUUUCAGCCUGGCCAUCCCCGGGAUGCUCAUGCUGUGCAUGGAGUGGUGGGCCUAUGAGAUCGGAAGCUUACUGAGCGGUAUCCUCGGCAUGGUGGAGCUGGGAGCCCAGUCUGUCCUGUACGAACUGACCGUCAUUUUGUACAUGAUACCUUCAGGCUUCAGUGUGGCUGCCAGCGUCCGGGUGGGGAACGCGCUGGGCGCGGGAAACAUCCAGCAGGCCAAGAAGUCGUCAGCUGUUGCCCUGCUGGUCACAGGACUCUUUGCUGUAACCUUCUGUGUCCUGAUGUUAAGCUGUAAGGAUCUCGUGGGGUAUAUUUUCACUACCGAACGAGAAAUCAUUGCUCUAGUGGCUAAGGUGAUUCCGAUCUCUGCUGUUUCCCAUCUGUUUGAAGCUCUGGCUUGCACAGGUGGAGGCAUUCUGCGGGGGAGCGGUAACCAGAAGGCUGGGGCCAUUGUCAACACCAUUGGGUAUUAUGUGAUUGGUCUUCCCAUCGGGAUUUCGCUGAUGUUUGCAGCCAGAAUGGGAGUGGUUGGUCUGUGGCUGGGGAUCAUCAUUUGUUCCAUCACACAAUCUCUGUGUUUUCUCGGCUUUAUUGCUUGGCUAAAUUGGAAAAAAGCUUGUGAAGAGGCUCAGAUCCAUGCCAAUCUGAGACUAAACACGGUCCAGGAUGAGCCUGCAGCUGCCUGCCAGGACCCAGGGGGACCUGGGAGCCAUAGAGGAAUUUCAGUGAGAGAUGUAAGGAGAAAACACAAGACCCGAUUGGACCAGCACGGGUGCCAAGAAGAUGUUCAGGCCCAGCCAAGGGACACGACUCACCUGACUGGGAAACAUUUGGUUCUGUGGCGGGGGCUUCUGCUCCUGGGGGUCAUUUUGGUCUUGAUCGUAGGGAUUUUAGUGAGAGUGUAUGUCAGAGUUGAGUGAUAGGCAAAAGAGAGAGAGAGAGAGUCAGGACAAGUGAUACUUCUGAGCUGACAAAUAAUUCAUAGGCCCCACGGUGGGAAUUUGUUUUCAGUUAAGUUAGUUUCAACUGGGCUCAUGGGUUUGGAGAAUCACGAGUUCCAAGUUACGUUUUCUCAUAAAGAAAAGGAACUAAGGUACAAAUUAUGUUCCUGUCCAAGACAAUGUCGGAAAGUUCAGAGUGACGAUGAUUCAGUUCAUGUGCCACUGUCUUAACCAAGGACCACUGUGUACUGACUGCAUUCAGGUGCGGCUUUACCAGUUACUUGUUAUGCUGAAUGUUUCUUUAGUUAAAACCCCUGUACUGAGUGCUUCAGGUUUCCUACUGUCUUGAGUUAUUUAAAAUAUAUUUUGCACUAUAUCUUUCCUCGUGCCUUCAGUGAUUAUGCAACGGGCCAAUGGCAUUCGUUAAUAUGUAGAUCACAGGAGCUGUGAGCAGUGGCGUCGCUUGAGAAACCGGAAGGGGAGAAGACGUAGAUUAAGCAGAAAGGAGUCAGAGGGCAUUGAUGAGCAAGCUUCCUGUCUUAAAAUCUGUUUUAAUUUUGAAUUUGUUUUAAAUUUGUUAAACUUGUUAAAAUUUGUUUAAAAUUUGAAUACAGGGUUUGAAGAGCUCAUUCAGGCAAAGGAAGAAGUCAGACGGUUUCUCAUGUUGAUAGAAGGGGGCGGGGGGGAUUGUUAAAUUGGAAGGUAGAAGAAAUGAAGAGGGGGGUCUAGGAGAGGGGAGGCUGGGUCUUGGGCGGGCCCUUUUCAUCUUCUGUUUGGGUCUUUGUCUUUAAGAAGGUGCCCCAGCUGGGCACCAGGGUGGCUCAGUU